UUCUCUGGGUUCAUAACGCACUGAUUUAAACUUGAGCAAAAUUGUGGAUUAACUUGUUUUAGUUUUGUGAAAGCUUUUCCCUUGGUGUAGACAACAUAAAGAUAUGGCUGCUAUAGCAACACAAGAUCCCACUGGCAGUAUUGCAAGUAUACUUCAUAGACCACAGUAUGCACAGGCUCCUCAGCGCCCUGGUCCUCUGCCCUCCAGAAUAUUACACCCAGAAGAGCAGUUCCAGCUAAACCAGCCCUUUUACGUCCCCACUGUCCAGCCAUUCAUCCCAUAUCAAUGGUCCAUGUCAACUCCAUAUGUACCCUAUGGUGGAUUUCAUGGAUUAGGUUAUGGCAUGAUGCCAUCAUUACUACUACCUCAGUGUUUAGAAGUUCCUGGAUACAUGAUUCCUCAAACUCAACUUCACAUGUUGGACUAUAGACAUCUGACCCCCCAUGUGGCUCCAACUAUUCCUCUUCAGACCCGCCGCUCACAUUUUCAAAACGGUGUGCCCCCUGGUCGUGUGAUGGUCAGCUCAGAGGUGCAAACUGAACCACUUUGUCGUACCACAGACACACAUGAACGUGCAAUAUCUCACAAUUGUUCUGAAUCAGGUAGGGGUACUGACAGUCCAGUGUCAACAUCACCCAGCUCCUUGGAUAACAAAUCCGUAGCUUGCCCUGAAAGUACAUCCAUGCUAACUCAAAAUUACAAUGCCACCAAUGCUAUCAACACUACUGAUUUGUCUGCUGUUCCCAAGAGUGAAAUCCUUCAAGCUGAACACAUGCACAUGAAAUGUGACAAAAUGUUUUAUGAGCAUAAGAAGUUUCAGAACAAGGAUAACAUGGAGCUGGCUAGUCAUAAUGAAACUGACCUUUUGCAGUGCAGCAUGGGUUCUGUACAAUCCUCAGGGGAUGUUGUCUUGUGCUCUUACCAGUCAUUAGCAUUUAGGAAGGAUAAACAGAGAGUUGAAGCUGGGAUGUUAAGCUACUCCAGGAAGCAUUGUCUCCCUGCUUGUACAGAAGUUACUAUGUUGAGAAAUUCUCCAUCUUGUAGAACUUUUAAAACUUAUCCUAAACCAACCAGAUCUGUCAUUACCCAAAGAAUCAAAGCAAAUAAAAACUCUGAGAUGCCAUUUCGUGCAAAGAGCAGAGAUGAUGUCAACAUCUUCAAUAACGUUGACUUUAAGAUUCUGCGGCUGCCAUUUGACAUUGAGAACCAUAACCAGCCUUGUCAGCUGGAAGCUUCUAUCUGGUCAGUAGAGUCUCUGAUACCUUAUGUACCUUCAACUGAGUGGAUGACCGAUAAUGGGCUUUUAAAAACUCCCCAGAAACCUUUGAGCACACUGAAUGAACAUGUUGACAUUAUCUCAAAGCCAAAUUAUGUUCCUGAAGGGAAGAAUCUACAACCUGGUGCAUCAGUUAAAUCUCAUGGUCGUCCAUGUCAGCUUGAGGCCUCUAUCUGGUCCGUAGAAUCGUUGAUGCCUUAUGUGCCUUCAAAUGAGUGGAUGGUUGAGAAUGGGUUUUUAACUCCUCAGAAACCUUUGGGCACACUGACUGAACAUGGUGACAUUAUCUCCAAGCCAAAUUAUGUUCCUGAAGGGAAGACUCUACAACCUGGCGCAUCAGUUAAAUCUCAUGGUCGUCCAUGUCAGCUAGAGGCCUCUAUCUGGUCAGUAGAAUCGUUGAUGCCUUAUGUGCCUUCCAAUGAGUGGAUGGUUGAGAAUGGGUUUUUAACUCCUCCGAGACCUUUGGGCACACUGAAUGAACAUGGUGACAUUAUCUCCAAGCCAAAUUAUGUUCCUGAAGGGAAGACUCUACAACCUGGCGCAUCAGUUAAAUCUCAUCGUCGUCCAUGUCAGCUAGAGGCCUCUAUCUGGUCAGUAGAAUCGUUGAUGCCUUAUGUGCCUUCCAAUGAGUGGAUGGUUGAGAAUGGGAUUUUAACACCUCAGAAGCCACUGAGCCCACAUAUUAAAUCUAGUGACCUUCUAUCAAAGCAGAAUCCGUCUUCCACUGGUACUCCAACAAAGAAUCUACAAACUUGUGCAUCUACCAAACAUGACUCCUUUAACCCCUCUGAGUCCCGAUCCCCAUACCGUCCCUCAACAAGCUGGCUGGCUGACUUUGGUAAUGUAUACUACUACAGUAAACUACCUGUUGUACAGCAACAUCCUGACCUUCCAGAGAAGCAGAAACCAAAGAUGUCCCUUGCCAUUAGUCUUGAAUCAUCUCCUUUCAGAAAUGGGAAAAACACAAACAACCAAACACCAGGAAUUGGCGUCUCUGUUCAGAAUCACUGUUCAUUUCAUACUUGCAAGUGCAAAGGAAAAAGCAGUUUGCGGUUAGCUGGAUCUUCCAUGAAGUCUGGUCAGGUUUCUCAUUCCACACUGGAGAAUGAACUUCCCUUCUGCCCAUCAUGUAGAUAUGAUGAGAAAGGAAAGGAUCAUAGAAAGCCUUAUUUUUCGGACCGUUUUAUCUGCAAAAGAGAGGAGACUACUGAAUUGAAAAACUUAUACAUGAAAAGAGCUACUGCGGGAUUCCAUGGUACCCCAAAGAUGACUUUAGGGAGUCAUUUGACAAAAUGCUGUGCUGCUUCUCGGGCUAAACUGAGUGAAAAGACUGGACCAUGUCAAGAUUACCAAUGCCUUAAUCCCAGCCCUGUUCAAGAUAGUUGUGGGGACCUUAGAUGGCAAAUUUGGGAAAAGAGUGAGGAAGACUGGAUUAACAAUCCAAAUCUGAGAUUGUAACCGAGACUGCAGAGAGAGAUCACACAAGAGGAAGACACCAUGUUUAUUACUCCCAGUCUGCACACCCCAUGGAGGGCUAGAAGGUGUAUUUACGUCACAAAUGGUCAAACCCUUCCUACAAUCAAAUAAUCGCAUGUAUGGUUUUUAUGCAGUGAUUUAAUAAAGUACUUUUGAGUGUGAA
This is a messenger RNA of Carassius auratus (goldfish), 2915 nucleotides long. RefSeq lists its product as uncharacterized. NCBI's taxonomy places the organism in Eukaryota, Metazoa, Chordata, Actinopteri, Cypriniformes, Cyprinidae. The transcript has 4 exons. The record is from RefSeq and is a predicted model, not a curated record. Bases 104 to 2734 code for a protein of 876 amino acids.